Rhea pennata is the source of this 1871-nucleotide messenger RNA. It is a transcript of the gene MTAP, whose product is annotated as methylthioadenosine phosphorylase. Gene Ontology annotation, molecular function: S-methyl-5-thioadenosine phosphorylase activity. Lineage: Eukaryota; Metazoa; Chordata; Aves; Rheiformes; Rheidae. Bases 104 to 925 code for a protein of 273 amino acids. Gene Ontology annotation, biological process: nucleoside metabolic process. Gene Ontology annotation, cellular component: cytosol. The transcript is spliced from 8 exons. The record is from RefSeq and is a predicted model, not a curated record.
AAACAAAUAUUGCAAUGUUGGCAACUUGUGAGGGGAUUCUUCACAGCAAGGAUGAGAUUCUGUUGGAAGAUUUGGUACAAAUUGUCAGCAUGACCCAGUAGUAAUGAUUGGAAUUAUUGGUGGAACUGGCCUGGAUGAUCCGGAUAUUUUAGAAGGAAGAGUAGAAAAAUAUGUUGAUACUCCUUACGGCAAGCCGUCAGAUGCUUUGAUACUGGGAAAGAUAAAAAAUGUGGAUUGUGUGCUAUUGGCAAGACAUGGAAGGCAUCAUACAAUUAUGCCAUCAAAUGUCAAUUACCGUGCCAAUAUCUGGGCACUGAAACAAGAGAAUUGUUCACAUGUUUUAGUAACUACUGCCUGUGGUUCAUUACGGGAAGAAAUUCAACCUGGAGAUCUUGUCAUGAUUGACCAAUUCAUUGACAGGACCACUAAAAGACAUUAUACAUUAUACGACGGACAGUGUUCCUCUCUUUCAGGAGUGUGCCAUAUUCCAAUGGCAGAGCCAUUCUGCACCAAAACCAGAGGGGUUCUUAUUGAGAUUGCCAAGAAGUUUGGGCUCCCAUAUCAUUCCAAGGGAACAGUGAUCACAAUUGAAGGCCCACGUUUUAGUUCUCGAGCAGAAAGCUUGAUGUUUCGCAGCUGGGGAGCUGAUGUCAUCAACAUGACCACAGUUCCUGAGGUGAUUCUUGCGAAAGAAGCUGGAUUGAGUUAUGCAAGUAUUGCUAUGGCAACAGAUUAUGACUGCUGGAAAGAGAAUGAAGAAGCGGUUUCAGUGGAUAAGGUUUUAAAGACGUUGAAAGAGAAUGCCAAUAAGGCCACUAGCAUACUCCUUACUGCUAUACCUCAGAUAGCUUCCAUGGAGUGGGCAGACACCCUGCACAUCCUGAAAACAACUGUGCAGUGUUCAGUCAUCCAGCCAAAGCAUUGACAGACAGGAUGAACUCCGAAGUUGGGGUACUCAGAAAGAAGAGUGGACCACUCUGAAACUUCUAGAGGUUGUAAUAUCUUCAAGAAACAUUAUAAGCAUGAAAGAAUGCUUUUAUGUGACUGAUAAUGAUUAACCAUGACUGAUAAUAAUGCAAAAGAAAUUUUUUGUAAGACAGUCUUUGUUAUGCCUGAUAAUGAAUAAGAAGGUUAAAGUUAGAUUUUUGAAUACAUCUUUUAGAGUGGCUUUGCUGCAUAACUGGAUCAGACAGUGAUCCAUAGCAAGUUAGAAUCUUGUUACUGGAUGAUUCAUUAAGCUAUCAUAUUUUAUCAAAGAUGUCUUUUAAUUGAUGGAUAAAAGGAAAGGCUAGGUAAUGCUCUGUUACAGUUUCAUGAAGUAUGAAGGAAGCAAAUCCACAGAUGCUUAGCUACUUUGCUAUUUCUGCCUCUAUUCUUUUCCUUCCAGAAGGAAGGUGGCUACUGUACACUUCAGAACGUAAUGUAAAAAUGAACAGGUAGUUCAGAAAUAAAGUUGUAGUAUUUUUAUAUGGUAUCUGUAUUUUUAUUUCAAUUAUUUUUUCAUUUUGAUAAGCAGUAUUUUUUUUAUUUUUGUGCAAACAAAAUUUGGUUAAUAAUUGCAGCAGUUCUUUCAUAGUUGUUGUAUAAUGAUGAAUAUUCUCAUUAAAAUUUUGUAGCUGAUAGCUAAGUCAAAUUUGUGCCUGAGGAUCUGUAUAUGUUACUAAAGAUAGUGCUGGUCCUUGAUCACUGUGCUGGCCUUUUUCUCUAAUAUUGAUCUGAAAAAUUCUAGUUUAGUUUCUGUUUUAGCUGAUGAAUGUACUUGUUCACUUGGAUUGUAUACAUUUCAUUCAUUAAUAUCGUUUGCCUUCAAUAAAGUAACCUGCUGCUUCUUGCCUAGAAAAUAAAACAAAUGAAACUUAUGCUUCUCCAAA